Acipenser ruthenus (sterlet) is the source of this 5343-nucleotide messenger RNA. RefSeq names its product pyruvate carboxylase, mitochondrial-like. Gene Ontology annotation, cellular component: cytoplasm. Gene Ontology annotation, biological process: pyruvate metabolic process; gluconeogenesis. Gene Ontology annotation, molecular function: pyruvate carboxylase activity; ATP binding; metal ion binding. Bases 141 to 3518 code for a protein of 1125 amino acids. NCBI's taxonomy places the organism in Eukaryota, Metazoa, Chordata, Actinopteri, Acipenseriformes, Acipenseridae. The transcript is spliced from 20 exons. The record is from RefSeq and is a predicted model, not a curated record.
AGGCUUGUUUGAGUCUCACCGAGACACACCGAGAGGCAGGGAGAAGAGUCGCUGAGUUUGUGUUCACAAGGAAACUUUGACCUGCUUUGCAGUUACCCUCGAACCAGCUGUUGAGAAAUCCCGGGUCCCGAGGAAUCGAAAUGCUGUACCUGCGUUUCGUGAGAGGAGGAGGGCUCAGUUUCCUGGGGCUGAAGCGAGUGUCCCUCCUCAGCCAUGCCUACCAGAGCUCCCAGCACAUCCAGUACAAGCCCAUCAAGAAAGUCAUGGUGGCCAACCGGGGAGAGAUUGCGAUCCGGGUUUUCCGGGCCUGUACGGAGCUGGGGAUCCGCACGGUGGCCGUGUAUUCAGAGCAGGACACCGGGCAGAUGCACAGGCAGAAGGCUGACGAAGCCUACCUCAUCGGGAAGGGACUGCCCCCUGUGGCGGCUUAUCUGCACAUCCCCGACAUCAUCAAAGUGGCCAAGGAGAAUGGAGUCGAUGCCAUCCACCCUGGUUAUGGCUUCCUCUCGGAGCGUUCCGACUUCGCCCAGGCGUGCAACGACGCGGGUGUGAGGUUCAUCGGGCCCUCCCCCGAAGUGGUGAGGAAGAUGGGAGACAAGGUGGAGGCGCGGGCCAUCGCCAUCAACGCAGGGGUACCGGUGGUCCCUGGCACAAACGCUCCCAUCUCCGCUCUGACUGAGGCGCAGGAGUUUGCAAACAAGUACAGCCUCCCCAUCAUCUUCAAGGCAGCCUAUGGCGGAGGGGGGCGAGGCAUGAGGGUGGUGCGCAGCUACGAGGAGCUGGAGGAGAAUUACACACGGGCUUACUCAGAGGCGCUGGCAGCGUUCGGGAACGGAGCCCUCUUCGUGGAGAAAUUCAUCGAGCGACCCAGGCACAUCGAAGUUCAGAUACUGGGUGAUAAGUUUGGGAACGUGGUUCACCUGUACGAGCGAGACUGCUCCAUCCAGAGGAGGCAUCAGAAGGUGGUGGAGAUCGCGCCGGCCGCUCAGCUCGAACCCCUGCUCCGGAACAGACUGACCAGCGACGCGGUCAAACUCGCCAAGCAGGUGGGCUAUGAGAACGCCGGCACAGUGGAGUUCCUGGUGGAUAAACAUGGGAAGCAUUACUUCAUUGAGGUGAACUCCAGGCUGCAGGUGGAGCACACAGUCACGGAAGAGAUCACAGAGGUUUUCCGUAGCGGUGAGGGGAUGGGCAUCAGACUGGACAGUGCCUCUGCCUUCCAGGGAGCGGUCAUCUCUCCGCACUACGACUCCCUGCUGGUCAAGGUCAUCGCCCACGGCAAGGACCACCAGACGGCCGCCAGCAAAAUGAGCCGCGCGCUGGCGGAGUUCCGAAUCCGCGGCGUCAAGACGAACAUUCCCUUCCUCCAGAACGUCCUCAGCAAUGACCAGUUCCUGCACGACACAGUGGACACCCAAUUCAUUGAUGAGAACCCGGACCUGUUCAACCUGAAACCGGUUCAGAACCGGGCCCAGAAGCUGCUCCACUAUCUGGGUCACGUGAUGGUGAAUGGGCCCACCACCCCCAUUCCGGUCAAGGCAAAAGCAUCCAGUGUUGACCCAGUGGUUCCUUUGAACCCCUUGGGAGACCCCCCGAAGGGCUUGCGGGACGUUCUCCUCAGGGAAGGUCCGGAAGGGUUUGCCCGGGCCGUGAGGAGGAACAAGGGGCUGCUGUUGAUGGACACCACUUUCCGGGACGCCCACCAGUCCCUGCUGGCCACCCGCGUACGAACCCACGACCUGAAGCCUAUCGCACCCUUUGUCUCGCACAACUUCAGCAAUCUGUUCAGCAUGGAGAACUGGGGAGGCGCUACCUUUGACGUGUCGAUGCGCUUCCUGUACGAGUGCCCGUGGCGGCGUCUGCAGGAGCUGCGCUGCCUCGUUCCCAACGUCCCGUUCCAGAUGCUGCUGCGGGGCGCCAACGCAGUGGGGUACACCAACUACCCCGACAACGCCGUCUUCAAGUUCUGCGAGGUGGCGAAGGAGAAUGGGAUGGAUAUCUUCCGUGUGUUCGACUCUCUCAACUACCUACCCAACAUGAUCCUGGGCAUGGAGGCAGCAGGCCAGGCUGGGGGGGUGGUAGAAGCUGCCAUCUCCUACACGGGCGAUGUGUCCGACCCCAGCCGCACCAAAUACUCCCUCGACUAUUACAUCAAACUGGCCGAGGAGCUCGUGAAGGCUGGCACGCACAUCCUCUGCAUCAAAGACAUGGCUGGGCUGCUGAAGCCCAACGCCUCUGCCCUGCUUAUCAAAGCCCUGCGGGAUCGUUUCCCGGACCUGCCCAUCCACGUGCACACCCACGACACGGCCGGGGCGGGCGUGGCCUCCAUGCUGGCGUGCGCGGAGGCUGGCGCCGACAUCGUGGACGUGGCCGUGGACUCCAUGUCGGGGAUGACGUCGCAGCCCAGCAUGGGCGCCAUCGUGGCCUGCACCAAGGGAACGGACCUGGACACGGGCAUCGCCCUGGAGAAGGUAUUUGAUUACAGCGAGUACUGGGAGGUGACGCGUGGUCUCUACGCCGCGUUUGACUGCACGGCGACCAUGAAGUCGGGAAACGCAGACGUUUAUGAGAACGAGAUCCCGGGAGGGCAGUACACCAACCUGCACUUCCAGGCUCACAGCAUGGGGCUCGGGAACAAGUUCAAGCAGGUCAAGAAGUCCUACGCCGAGGCGAACAAGCUCCUGGGAGACCUGAUCAAGGUGACCCCCUCCUCCAAGAUCGUGGGGGACCUGGCUCAGUUCAUGGUGCAGAACGGCCUAAGCCGGCAGGAGGUGGAGGAGCAGGCGGACGAGCUGUCCCUCCCCCUGUCUGUGGUGGAGUACCUGCAGGGCUACAUCGGGGUCCCGCAUGGGGGCUUCCCUGAGCCUCUGAGAUCCAAGGUUCUGAAGGACCUCCCUCGUAUGGAGGGUCGCCCCGGGGCCUCGCUGCCCCCCCUGGAUUUCGAGGCGCUGGAGAAGCAGCUGAAGGAGAAGCACCGUGACGAGGUCACCCCAGAGGACGUCCUGUCGGCCGCCAUGUACCCCAAAGUGUUUGACGAAUUCAAGGAGUUCACCUCUCAGUUUGGGCCGGUCGAGUGUCUGAACACCAGACUCUUCCUGGAGGGGCCCAAAAUCGCGGAGGAGUUUAAGGUGGAGCUGGAGCGGGGGAAGACUCUCCAUAUCAAAGCCCUGGCUCUCGGAGAUCUGAACCAAGCAGGGCAGAGACAGGUCUUCUUUGAGCUCAACGGUCAGCUGAGGUCCGUGCUGGUCAAGGACACAGUCGCCAUGAAGGAUUUGCAUUUCCACCCCAAAGCUCUGAAGGAUGUGAAGGGCCAGGUGGGGGCCCCCAUGCCUGGGAAAGUCAUCGACCUGAAGGUGAAGGAGGGGGACCCCAUCGAGAAGGGGCGCCCCCUGUGUGUGCUGAGCGCCAUGAAGAUGGAGACCGUGGUGAACUCUCCCAUGUCCGGGACCGUCAAGAAAAUCUACGUCAAAACCGACAUGAGCCUGGAGGGAGACGAUCUGAUUCUGGAGAUUGAAUAAACCAGAACAGAAUUAUCAUCAUCAUCGCAAUAAAAACAGCAUCCAUCCCUUCUAAAAGUUUCCCCAUUGCAAAAGCAAAGUUGGGUAAAGCAUACAAAAGCCCAGAGAUCUGUAGUAAAACUCAUAUAAAAGAGACGCUGAUAAAUAUAGUAUAACCAUGGGGGGGAGAACUACACACAUACUAGGACACUUUUAGAAGGGAUGUCUUUUCUGAAUUAAAUUGGAGCACCAUUCCAUUAUUACUCAAAGGUUAGAAACUCUAGCCCUGCUGCUGCUGCUGUUGCACCCAGUCCUGUGUUUCAUUAUUAAUUAUUAAUAUUGAAAUGAUCAGGAGCCAGGAGUUUGAGCAGGGUUAGAAACACUCACACUAGCCGUGCUGCACGUUGUAAUAAUGAUCUGUAAUAAGUGUUCAGCUGCCUGUUUCGUGUUGCUAGGUGAAACAAAUAGUUUAUACGUAUUUAAAAUACACAUGUAUGGAAACAUAUAUUGUCUGUGCAAAAAAAAAAAAAAGUAUUUGAAAGAAGAAAAAAAAAAACUCUGAACAGCAAAAAAAGUUAUUAAAAGUUGAAUUUAAAUUUGUGUUAAGAACUGGUCAAAUAUGUUGCUCUAGACGUCCGCUAUAGAAGAAAAAAAGAUGUCAAGUUAUAGCUUGUUGGUGGGUUUGUCUUUUUCCUCAUUGGCCAAUCAGCAGGAGAAGGGCGUGGUUAUAAGAUCUAAACUCUUAAAGCGCUGAAGCAAGUAUAGUACAGUAUUAAAAUAACAGAUUUGAGAAUCUUACAGAAAUCACAAAGAGAUGGUUUAGUUGUGACGGUUUACAUGGUUGACUGACUUUCUGUAUUUUAAUAUCUGUCAUCUCAAAUUCCUUAUAUAUGUGCAAUGUUAGUAACAUAAUCUGAUUUAGAUCUGUGGUUUACGCUGGCUAGAUCAGUCUGCUGUGUUUUUGCUGGUAUUACCCGCUCUCUACUCCUUGUUGAAAUGUGAUUUUCACAGCUUGCACCGCGCUUGAUUCCAAACCAGUGCUUGCCUUCACCCCUCUGUCUAAAUACAUUACGCAGUCUUGGUGUGAACUGAUGGCAUUGCUAAGCUUUUCUAUUGGACAGCUAUGUAGGAAAAAAAAAAAAAAAAAAAAGCAGAAUAGCUACCGGUUCACUGGCCUGGGUAGGGUGACCAUCUGACUCCAUGUACAGCAGGACAGUUCGGGCUUUUCAACUCGGACCCCAGUGCAUUCUGGUACAUGUAGUCCUGCUGUGAAAGGUACCAGAAUGCAUUGCAGUGUUAGUUGAAAAGUCCAAGCUAUCCCAGCGCACAUGCCUAGUCCUGGGUAGGACGGCAUAUACAGCUAUAGAGUAAUUACUAGAUCUUCUACACUUCUCUAUUGUAGAAUACAGAAUGUCUUAUUUGUAGUUCACCCUAUAUAUUUUUGCAUUGUGCUACACAAACUUAACUCUGUUUAAAAACUGAUUUUGGAUGGUUGGAAUUGACAGUUUCCCUGGAGUAUAUUUUAUUCUUCCGAAAUAGCCAGACAGAAAAUUAAAAACAGGGUGAUCAAACUGCCUGGUCUGAUUUAGACUCCAGCGUUUGAAAGUCUUAAUGAAGAAAUCUAACCGGUUAGCCAGACUCUCUAGUUUACAAUGUGAUCUCCGACAGGGUAUAAAAAAAAAAAAAAAAAAAAAAAAAAAGGCGUUUAUAUUGAUGGAUAUUGUCUGUAUUCUGCUGUUGCUUUUGUAGUUUAAGAAACUGUCUGCUAAUUUGAAGAAAAAGAGACAAUCUCUUCCAUGCGGUUUAGCCUUGAAUAAUAAAAAAUAAAAAAAUCUUUGAAACUGGA